Messenger RNA from Carassius auratus (goldfish), 1302 nucleotides. It is a transcript of the gene taar10b, whose product is annotated as trace amine-associated receptor 10b. NCBI's taxonomy places the organism in Eukaryota, Metazoa, Chordata, Actinopteri, Cypriniformes, Cyprinidae. Gene Ontology annotation, molecular function: trace-amine receptor activity. The transcript has a single exon. Gene Ontology annotation, biological process: G protein-coupled receptor signaling pathway. The record is from RefSeq and is a predicted model, not a curated record. The coding region runs from base 292 to 1302 and encodes 336 amino acids. Gene Ontology annotation, cellular component: membrane.
AACACAAACGUUGUGUGAUUUAACAGGGAGGUUGUUAUGAAACUCAUCUGCUAUAAAUGUGUGCUCUUUGCUCCAUGAGGUGGUUCAUUGUAGAAGGAAAGGUAAGAACAAGGAUGAGAGUCUGUGACUGGAGUAUUAUACAAAUUAAGAUUAACCUGUUUGGUAUGAUCUAUUGGGUUUUUAACAUGUAAUUUAGUCAUAGAGAUGCGUAAACAUAGAUGCACUAUUUUUUUAUAAAUAACUGACUUUAAUCUAUUGUUUCAGACAGGGAAGCUCCGGGAAAUUGUAUAAAUGGAUGGCCAAAUCAACAUCAGUCAAAAUGGAAUCUGGGAAAAGCCUUUUCUCUGUUAUGAGUUUAGUAACAGGUCUUGUCAAAGAUUUAUCUAUCCGUUGGAAAUCCGACUAUUGCUCUACAUCCUUUUUAGCAUCUCUUUAAUUAUCACAAUCAUAGGAAACCUGCUUGUGAUCAUAACAGUCGUUCAUUUCAAGCAGCUUCACACACCGACUAACUACCUCAUCCUGUCUCUGGCCGUGGCCGAUCUGCUUGUUGGAGGAUUUGUGAUGCCUCCCAGCAUGCUGCGCUCUAUUGAGACAUGCUGGUAUCUGGGAAAUUUGUUCUGUAAAAUACACAGCAGUCUUGAUGUGACAUUGUGCACCGCAUCAAUUUUAAACCUCUGUAUCAUAUCUUUGGACAGAUAUUAUGCCAUAUGUCACCCCUUUGAAUAUUACAGGAAAAUGACAUCAGUUGCCACACUAAUUAUGAUUAUUAUCUGCUGGACAGUUUCAGCUGCUCUGGGGUUUGGCAUGAUGUUCUUGGAGCUUAAUAUUCUCGGCAUUGAGGAUUUUUAUUAUGAAAAUGUUGACUGUGAUGGAAGAUGCUUGGUGUUUCAGAGCAAAGAGGCAGCUACUGUAAUGUCAUUGACCUGUUUUUACGUUCCUGCUUUUGUCAUGCUCUGUGUGUACCUUAAGAUCUUACACACAGCUCAACAGCAGGUUCAGGCCAUCCAGAGUGUGAAUUCUGAAUUUAAAAAAGAAGGAAAAGCCACUAAGACAUUAGCCAUCAUCAUGGGGGUGUUUCUGACAUUCUGGAUACCCUUUUUCAUUUGCAAUCUUAUUGAUCCUUUCAUUGGUUACUCUGUACCUCCACUGCUGUUUGACUUGUUCCUGUGGGUUGGCUAUUAUAAUUCCACCUGCAAUCCCAUAGUGUAUGCUUUCUUUUACAGCUGGUUCAGACAUGCUUUCAGAGUCAUUCUGUCUGGAAGAAUAUUUCAGAUUAAUUCUUCAAGAACAAUGCUACUGUAA